Messenger RNA from Amphiprion ocellaris (clown anemonefish), 7291 nucleotides. Its product is annotated as NACHT, LRR and PYD domains-containing protein 3-like. Bases 3282 to 5672 code for a protein of 796 amino acids. The transcript is spliced from 5 exons. NCBI's taxonomy places the organism in Eukaryota, Metazoa, Chordata, Actinopteri, Pomacentridae. The record is from RefSeq and is a predicted model, not a curated record.
UUGUAGUUUUUCUGUUUUAAUUUGUCUCAUUUUUGCCAUUUUAUGUCACCUUUGUGUCAUUUUGAGUCUUAAAUUGUCUGAGUUUUGUAGUUUUGAGUCAUAAUUUCUCUAUUUACUGUCAGUUUGUGUUUUAUAUGUCUGUUUUUUUGUCAUUUUCAGCUUUAUUUCUGUAAAUGUGUGUCUCAUUUUAAUAGUUGUGUCUCUCAGUUUGACUAAUUGUUGUAGUUUUGUCUCAGUUUGUCUCAUGUAGAAUGUAGUUUUCAAACAUGAAAACCUGCUCUGACUGGGGGUUUGAGGCUCAGAGAUGAAACUUUAAAUGACUCCUUAGUUUUUCUUCAUAUUCCAACUCCCCCAUAAUCAGAACUGAUUCCAUCUGCUUGUCCAACAUUCCAGAUCCUGAAUCAGUGGUUAGAAAUCAGAGUGAAAGUGGUGGACGGUCAGUUUGUGGCUGCUGGAGGAAGCAGUGUGUUGAUCAGAAGCUGCAGUUUGUGACUCUGCUGCUCCUUCAGUCAGGUUUUAAUUAGACUCAGUCCAUUUGUUGGUCUUUAACAGGAAAAAGGUUGAAUGUUGAAAUAAUCCGUCACAUGAAAUGAGUGGGAAUCAGCCUGUAAAAUGUGCUCUUAUUGUGAAAGUCUGCCUGCUGCUUCCUCAUAGGUGGAGUCCUGACUGGUUCCAGGAAACAGAUCACCUGUCUGAGCGUCCAGGAGUGGACUGGAAACUUUCUUCUUCUUCUUCAGCGCUUUGAAUAAAGUGUAAGUUUGCUUUGUUUGCUGCUUUAACUUCAGUAAUGUUGCUGUUUGUUUCUGCUCUGUGAUGUUUCUACAUGUUCACUUCUUAUUUCAGCACAAACUUUGGAUGACUGCUGUUUAAACAUGGAUCAAUAUGAUUAUUAGGUCAUUGAUUGACUGCAAUCAGUCAAUAUUUCUAUGAGAUUAUUGAUUGACUUGAGUCAGUUUGAUGAGCUGCUGAUGUUUCUUUGUUUGUUCUCAAUCCAAACUGCAUGGUGUCUUUUUGACUUUGGGUUUGUGGGUGAGUCUCUGCAGCUCCAUGACUCCAUCUGCUGGACUGAUAGUAGAAGUGCAGCAGCUGAUCUUUUCCAGGAGGAUUUGAGUGGAUCAAUGAUGUUUGUUUCCUGUGCAGGUGAAGGUAGAAAGUGUGUGUGAGCUGCUGUGUGUUAUUAGUACAUGUAUGUCAGUACACAGAGUACAUGUAUAUCAGUACACAGAGUACAUGUAUAUCAGUACACAGAGUACAUGUAUAUCAGUACACAGAGUACAUGUAUAUCAGUACACAGAGUACAUGUAUAUCAGUACUCUUACACUCCUUCUCAUUCAAUGCUUUUUAUUUAUUUGUGUUAUUUUCUACAUUGUAGAUUAAUACUGAAUAUUAACACUUUUCUGUUUACAACAUAGUUCCAUAUGUGUUCUUUUAUAGUUUGGAUGUCUUCAGUGUUAAUCUUCAAGGUCCAAACUGUUGACUGCUAGUGGAUAUACAGAGUACAUGAAUAAUGAGAGUAUUUUCAUUACAUUUUAACAGAUGCAUACAGAUUGUGUGUAUAUUUAUACUGCAGUAUAAUAGUAUAAUAGUACAGUAUUUUGAAUCCUUAUACUCUGCAUGUAGUAGUACUAUUACAUGCAUUAAACAGUACUAUUACCAGUGUGUAACGGUACUGUACACAUUAAUGUACUUUAUUUCCACUAUUUUAUUUCCUCCAUGGUGUCUCGACCACUUCAUGGUGUUUUUGGUCCGUUUCAGGCGAUCGCUGCCCCCCCACCACACCAGCUUUUCCACAAUCAGCUGAUCACCUGAUCAGCUCUAUGCCAAGCAGAUGUGUUGCACUGGGAGGCUAAUGGUCCCACCAGAUACUGACUGGUUUUCUGACCCCCCAGUACAGUUAAAGUGCACAUUUCACAGUGUCCUUUUAUUGAGGCCAGUCUGAGGAACACCUGAGCAAUAAUCCUGCUGUCUAAUCAGCAUCUGGAUCUGCCUGAAAUCUAUGUGGAUCCAUGAGAGACAUUUCUUGCAGUAAUGAGCUGUUUAGUAGCAGUCAGUGUUUGGUCUGGACUCUGAACAGACUCAGUAUAAAAGUAUAAAACCCUGAUAUGAGGCUCUGAUCCUGGACCAGAUAGAAAAUCAUUAACCUGAAGGACAUUCUGGUGGCAGAUAUUGUUCAGAAAACAAAAUGAGUCGACAGUAAAGCUGAAGUUUCCUCCAUAAACUCAGAUCCUGCUUGGUAGUCCAGACCUCAGAGCUGAUUCAUGGUUCAGCCUCCAUUUUACUCUGAACUAAAAUAGAAACUUAACACUUUUGUUUUCGCUCCCAUUUUUCAUGAGUUGAGCUCAAAGAUCUCAGACUUUUUCUAUGAACAUAAAAGGUCUGUUUCUCUCCAAUAUUGUCCACAGAUGUGUCUAAAUGUGUGUCAGUGAGAACUUCUCCUCUGUCCAGAUAAUCCAUCCUCCUCACAGGUGUGGCAGAUCCAGAUGCUGAUUAGACAGCAGGAUUAUUGCUCAGGUGUGCCUCAGGCUGGCCUCAAUAAAAUAAUAACAUUUGCUGUCUGAUGGUUUGGUCCAGAGGUUCUCUAAAGGGUUAAAGAGGGCAGGACUAAGUGGGCAGCUCUGUCUGCAUCCUCUUUGCAGGGCUCUAGAGUUGGACAAAUUCCCCUUUAUUUAGAUCCUGGUGGUGGGAGAUGAGUGGAUUGUUUUAAUGGUUGUAUAAAUUUACUAGUGAACCCAAAUCCAGCCUUUACUUGGUAGAGAAAUUCCAGCCAACAGAGUGGGACGCCUCAUUGGCCGGAUAUUAUUGAUCUAUAUCCUGGCAAGAAAUCUCCCAGCUAAGUUUUUCAUUCUACUAGUCCAUGAGAGACAUUUCUUGCAGUAAUGAGCUGUUUAGCAGCAGUCAGUGUUUGGUCUGGACUCUGAACAGACUCAGUAUAAAAGUAUAAAACCCUGAUAUGAGGCUCUGAUCCUGGACUCCAGUCUGACUCUGAUCCUGGACUUGUUCUGUGAAGGAUCAGAGUUCAUGUUUAUUUGGAGCCUCUGUUGGUCAAAGUGUAAUAAUGUGGGAUCAUCUUUGUGUUGUGGUCCAGUGACUGCAGAGUGACUUCCAUGAGUAAUAUUUAACAGACAACAGUGAGCGCCCCCUGCUGGUUCCCCUCAGUGUUGCUGUCAGUGAUCCUGUAGGAUUAACUGCAGUCCUGCUGCUACACAACAACCUCCACCACACCAACAACACAACUGUUCAUUAACUGCUGACAUAUUCUUUGACUUUAUCAGGGAGACACGAUGACAUCAGAGGUGCUCUUGAACAUCCUGGAUGAUCUGGAUGAUGAUCAGUUGUCUAAAUUCCAGUGGUUCCUGCAGAAACCCAACAAUGUUCAAGGCCUCCCAGCCAUCACAAAGAGCCGACUACAGACACUAGACAGGUGUAAAACUGUGGAUGUGAUGGUGGAGACUUAUGGACUUCAGAGAGCUGUGCAGGUGACCAGGGUGGUUUUAGAGAAGAUCUCCAGGAAUGAUCUGCUGCAGAGGUUUCCUGCCAGCAGCUCAGGACCAGAAGUUCAUGUCAGUGAUGUUGGGGAGACUUCAGAGAACAGAGAACCUUCCUCCUCUCAGACUCAGCCUCCUCUUCCUCACACUGAAGAUGAGACUGUUCCGGUACCAGAACCAUGUCCCAUCAGAUAUUACCAACAGAAGCUUCAGUCAAACUUCCAGGACACGUUUAAGGUUACAACAGAGGGGUGGGCAGCAGAUGAGCAGCUUCUGGUUGAUAUCUACACAGAGGUGUACAUCACAGCUGGCCGGGACGUGCACGUCAACACACAGCAUGAGGUCCUACAGAUUGACAAGGUGUGGAAGCCAUCAGACACAGAGACACAGAUCCAACCCAGAGACAUUUUCAAGCAUCCUUCUGGAAAAGACAUACCCAUCAGAACAGUUCUGACCAAUGGAAUUGCAGGGAUUGGAAAAACAUUCCUCGUGCACAAGUUUGUGUUGGACUGGGCCGAAGAAAGAACCAAUCAAGACGUCCAUCUUAUUUUCCCGUUCACUUUCCGUGCCCUGAAUUCACUGCAGGGAAAAGAGUUUGGUUUGGCAGAGCUCAUUCAUUUCUGUAUCCCAGAAACUAAAGACAUCACAGUGGAGGCUCUGAAUUACAUCUUUACAGCUCUGCAGUCAUCAGGAACCAGCAGCUACAAGAAGAGCAGAUUCAAACUGCUGUUUGUGUUUGAUGGACUGGACGAGAGUCGCCUUCAUCUGGACUUUGAUGUCAACAACAUUCCCUCUGUGGAUGUAACAAAAUCAACUAAAGUAGAAGUCCUGCUGAGAGAACUUAUCAGUGGAAAACUGUUACGCUCAGCUCGCCUCUGGAUAACCACACGACCUGCAGCAGCCAAUCAGAUCCCUCAAAACCUCGUCAACACUACAACAGAGGUUAGAGGGUUCACCGACCCACAGAAGGAGGAGUACUUCAGGAAGAGAUCCAGAGAUGAGGAGCAGGCCAGCAGUAUCAUCUCCCACAUGAAGAAGUCACGAAGCCUCCACAUCAUGUGCCACAUCCCAGUGUUCUGCUGGAUCACUGUUACAGUUCUGGAGGAGCUGCUGGAAACCAGAGAGGAAGGAGAUCUGCCCAGAACCCUGACUGAGAUGUACAUAGAGUUUCUAAGAUUUCAGAUAGAUCACACAAAAGAAAAGUAUGGUCCAGAGAAGUGCAUUCAGUACAUUAAGUCAUUAGCUAAACUGGCUUUUGAACAGCUGCAAAAGGGCAACCUGAUCUUCUAUGAGAAAGAUCUGAGAGAAAGUGGCAUCGAUGUGAGUGAAGCCUCAGUGUACUCAGGAGUGUUCACAGAGAUCUUCAAAGCAGAGCGGAGACGGAAACAGGAAAACAAGGUGUUCAGCUUUGUCCAUCUGAGCGUUCAGGAGUUUCUGGCUGCUCUUCAUGUCCAUCUGACCUUCAUUAACUCUGGAAUCAACUUGCUCAAACAACAAACAACAUCCUGUUGGUCUGAAAUGUUCCAAAGUUAUUCAACAGUUUUCUACCAGACAGUUGUGGACGAGGCCUUACAGAGUCCAAACGGACACCUGGACUUGUUCCUGCGCUUUCUCCUGGGUCUGUCACUGCCGACCAAUCAGAAUCUCCUACCAGGCCUGCUGACACAGACAGGAAGUAGCUCACAGACCAAUCAGGAAACAGUGGAGUACAUCAAGGAGAAGAUCAGUGAGAAUGUGUCUAUAGAGAGAAGCAUCAAUCUGUUCCACUGUCUGAAUGAACUGAAGGAUGUUUCUCUCGUGGAGAAGAUCCAACAGUCCCUGAGAUCAGGACGUCUGUCCACAGAUAAACUGUCUCCUGCUCAGUGGUCAGCUCUGGGCUUCAGCUUACUGUCAUCAGAAGAACAUCUGGACGUGUUUGACCUGAAGAAAUACUCUGCUUCAGAGGAGGUUCUUCUGAGGCUGCUGCCAGUGGUCAAAGCCUCCAAGAAAGUUGUACUGAGUGACUGUAAUCUGUCAGAGAGAAGCUGUGGAGCUCUGUCCUCAGUCCUCAGCUCCCAGUCCUCCAGUGUGACAGAGCUGGACCUGACUAACAACAACCUGCAGGAUUCAGGAGUGGAGAGUCUUUCUGCUGGACUGGAGAGUCCACACUGUAAACUGGAAGCUCUCAGGUCAGGACUCACACUUUGAAACGGAUGUGAUUUCUAUCAGUGGAUAAACAGCUAAACUGAGUAGAAUCAUUUCUGCUGAUGGGAUUCAUCAAAUGAGCUUUUACUGAACUUGUGCAGAACUUUGUCAGAGUUUAUUUUUGACAUGAUUAAAUCCCACUAAUCAUUGUUGAGAUUGUUGAUUUGCUGGAGAUGCAUGAAAUGUGCAGCAAAAUGGAGGUAAAAGACAAAGAAGACAAGAAAGAGUGAGAAACAUCCAUCCAAGUGUUGUCCAUCAGGUUUGUGUUGUUUUGUGUGUGCAGGCUGUCAGGCUGUCUGGUCACAGAGGAAGGCUGUGCUUCUCUGGCCUCAGCUCUGAGCUUCAAGACCUCAAAUCUGAGAGAGCUGGACCUGAGCUACAACCAUCCAGGAGACUCAGGAGAGAAGAUGCUGAGAGCUAAAGUGGAGGAUCCAGACUGUAGACUGGAAACUCUCAGGUACAGACAGACAGACACUCUCAGGUACAGACAGACAGACACUCUCAGGUACAGACAGACAGACACUCUCAGGUACAGACAGACAGACACUCUCAGGUACAGACAGACAGACACUCUCAGGAAACUACCAUCCUAGUGUUGCAGACCAAGUCUGCUCCUUUCCAUCGGUAGGUUUCAGGGUGUGUGAGACGUCAGAGGAAGUGCUGCAGCAGUAGGAAGGAAGAAGAACAGUGAAGCUGAAGAAGGGUGAUGUUUAGGUGCAGCUGCAGUCACAGCGCAUGUUAUGGUCCAAACAGAGAAGUAGAUCCAAGUGUGUUCUGGAGAAGCUGAGUGUGUGUACAGUGAGCUGCAGAGCUUGAAUAAAGUUCCUCGUUCUCCACUGCAGAGUUGGUCCGGAUUCUGAAUACAAUUUGUUACCAACAGCGAGCCACGCUAAGGUAAGUGAGCUAGCGUUUACCCGAGGCUGUCCAACUACGCUUCAGAGGCGAACAAAACCGGGUCGUUAACACUAGCUUAGCACAAGACUGGAAGCACGGGAAACUGUUAGCCUAGCUUAGUUCAAAGACAGGAAGCAGGGUAAACUGUUAGCAUAGUUUAGCUCAAAGACAGGAAGCAGGGUAAACUGUUAGCAUAGUUUAGCUCAAAGACAGGAAGCAGGGUAAACUGUUAGUCUAGCUUAGCUCAAAGACAGGAAGCAGGGUAAACUGUUAGCCUAGCUUAGCUCAGAGACAGGAAGCAGGGUAAACUGUUAGCCUAGCUCCAUGAACAGAGGAAGCAUAAAUGAGUAAAGCUGAAUAAUGAGUGUAAACUGAGCUGGAACGUGACGAGCACAGGACAGGACUUUAGAGAUGCUGCAUUCAGGUGUCUGUGUCUCCAUGUUGGACUGGUCCUUUAUCAGUGGAACAGUGUGAGAGCCAUGUAACGUCCAUGUGUGCUGCUGAAAGAGUCGCUGCUGCUCUGACCGUCCUCCUCCUUUCAGGGUGACGCCUGCUGGAGUCCGAUGGUUGACACCAGGUCUGAGGAAGUAUUCUUGUCAACUCACAGUCGACACAAACACAGUAAACAGAAAACUCAAACUGUCUGACAACAACAGGAAGGUGACACUUGUGGAGGAGGGUCAGUUGUAUCCUGAUCAUCCAGACAGGUUUGACUGGUAUCAGCUGCU